GGGACUUCGCCUCUUUUUCCGGGCUCGGCAGGGUAGCACUCUGGACCCCGGCUCUCCGACCCUCAGGGCUGCCGAUUUGCUGGGGGGGCUUGGAGAGCCGCCUUCCCCUUCCUGACGCGGACCGAGGGGCCAGCCUUGGUCCACCGCGCGCGCGGCGUCUCCGCUCCGUCCCCGGCCGCCCGCCCGGGCUGCCACCCGCCGAGUCCCGAGAGCGAGCGGGCGAGCGAGCGGGGGACGGCGCUGCGUUCGCCCGGGCGCGCCCUCCAGGAUGCUGCUCCGCCCGGUCCGCUGAAAACGAGCGCCCCUUCCCGGCCCAAAGGCGGGCGCCCCUUCCCGGCGCCUCCUCCAGCUCACCCCUGAGGCUUCUAGGAGCCCGGGGCUCCCCCCGCCGGCUCCCUUCCUCCCUCUCUCGCUCUCUCGCUCGCGCUCGCUCUCGUAGGGCCUUCCUCGCGGUCCGUGCGCGCAGGCGGUGGCUAGCCGUCUCGGACGCAGCAUGCAGGCGCGCUACUCUGUGUCCGACCCCAACGCCCUGGGAGUGGUGCCCUACUUGAGCGAGCAGAAUUACUACCGGGCGGCGGGCAGCUACGGAGGCAUGGCCAGCCCCAUGGGUGUCUACUCGGGGCACCCGGAGCAGUACGGCGCGGGCAUGGGCCGCUCCUACGCGCCCUACCACCACCACCAGCCCGCGGCGCCCAAGGACCUCGUGAAGCCACCCUACAGCUACAUCGCGCUCAUAACCAUGGCGAUCCAGAACGCGCCCGAGAAGAAGAUCACCCUGAACGGCAUCUACCAGUUCAUCAUGGAUCGCUUUCCCUUCUACCGGGAGAACAAGCAGGGCUGGCAGAACAGCAUCCGCCACAACCUCUCGCUCAACGAGUGCUUCGUCAAGGUCCCCCGCGACGACAAGAAACCUGGCAAGGGCAGCUACUGGACCCUGGACCCGGACUCCUACAACAUGUUCGAGAACGGCAGCUUCCUGCGGCGCCGGCGGCGCUUCAAGAAGAAGGACGUGCCCAAGGAGAAGGAGGAGCGGGCCCACCUCAAGGAGCCGCCCCCGGCGGCGUCCAAGGGCGCCCCGGCCGCCCCCCCACUAGCGGACGCCCCCAAGGAGGCCGAGAAGAAGGUGGUGAUCAAGAGCGAGGCGGCGUCGCCGGCGCUGCCGGUCAUCACCAAGGUGGAGACGCUGAGCCCCGAGAGUGCGCUGCAGGGCAGCCCACGCAGCGCGGCCUCUACGCCCGCCGGCUCCCCCGACGGCUCGCUGCCGGAGCACCACGCAGGCGCGCCCAACGGGCUGCCCGGCUUCAGCGUGGAGAAUAUCAUGACGCUGCGAACGUCGCCGCCGGGCGGCGAGCUGAGCCCCGCGGCCGGGCGCGCGGGCCUGGUGGUGCCGCCGCUGGCCCUGCCCUACGCUGCCGCGCCGCCCGCUGCCUACGGCCAGCCGUGCGCGCAGGGCCUAGAGGCUGCGGGCGCCGGGGGCUACCAGUGCAGCAUGCGCGCCAUGAGCCUGUACACCGGGGCCGAGCGGCCGGCGCACAUGUGCGUCCCGCCCGCGCUGGACGAGGCCCUCUCGGACCACCCGAGCGGCCCCACAUCGCCCCUGAGCGCCCUCAACCUCGCCGCCGGCCAGGAGGGCGCGCUCGCCGCCGCCGGCCAUCACCACCAGCAUCACGGCCACCACCACCCGCAGGCGCCGCCGCCCCCGCCGGCUCCCCAGCCCCAGCCGGCGCCGCAGCCCGGGGCCGCCGCGGCCCAGGCGGCGUCCUGGUAUCUGAACCACAGCGGGGACCUGAACCACCUCUCCGGCCACACGUUCGCAGCCCAGCAGCAGACUUUCCCUAACGUCAGGGAGAUGUUCAACUCCCACCGGCUGGGGAUUGAGAACUCGACCCUCGGGGAACCCCAGACCCGGGAGCAGAGAGUGCGCGCGCCAGCCUCAGCCCUCUGCGAAGCAGCAGGUAACUUUAAUUCGCCGCCCCGUUUCUGAGAUCCCAAGAGGCCCCAGUACAGGGACGCGGCCCAACGAAAUGAAUAAUGAUUUUAAAAUCCCCCACCCCUUCCAGGAUGGCUGUGCUCACUGCUCCACUCGGGGUUUCAAAAAUUAUAACUUAUGGACCAAAUCCCAUAGCGAUCCAGUAAUGACUCUCUGUAGAGACCCCCAUAGGUCUAUGGGGGUCUCUAUAGAUUAUGUAUGUGCUGUGUGUAAUUUUAAAUUUCUCUAACCGUGCUGUACAAAUGUGUGGAUUUGUAAUCAGGCUAUUUUUUUUGUUGUUUUUCAGAGCCAUUAAUAUAAUAUUUAAAGUUGAGUUCACUGGAUAAUUUCUCAUCUUGCCCGACCAUUUCUAACUGCCAAAGUGAAAAUUCAAGAAACCUAUGCGGGGUUUCCCCCCUGUACAAUUAUGAGAUAUAAUUCUUUUCCCAGUUGUAGGUCUUUUACAAAACAAGAAAAUAAUUUAUUUUUUGUUGUUGGCGGAUAAAGAAGUCAAGUAUCUGAUACUUUUUAUUUACAAAGUGUGAUGGUGUUGUACAGUAGAUUCCUCCCCCAGCAUUCCUAAAAGAAAAAAAAAAACACUAAAAAUUUAACUUGACCUGUGUUUGUCUUAUGUGGUCUUAAUUGUUGUACUUGCCUUAAAAUAAACCCAUGUUGUU
Molecule: messenger RNA, 2646 nt
Organism: Mesoplodon densirostris (Blainville's beaked whale)
Lineage: Eukaryota; Metazoa; Chordata; Mammalia; Artiodactyla; Ziphiidae
Gene: FOXC2
Product: forkhead box C2
Exons: 2
Coding region: 494-1984 (496 amino acids)
Biological process (GO): anatomical structure morphogenesis; regulation of transcription by RNA polymerase II; cell differentiation
Molecular function (GO): RNA polymerase II cis-regulatory region sequence-specific DNA binding; DNA-binding transcription factor activity, RNA polymerase II-specific
Source: RefSeq, a predicted model, not a curated record